Molecule: messenger RNA, 1539 nt
Organism: Trichoderma asperellum CBS 433.97
Lineage: Eukaryota; Fungi; Ascomycota; Sordariomycetes; Hypocreales; Hypocreaceae
Biological process (GO): carbohydrate transport; transmembrane transport
Cellular component (GO): membrane
Molecular function (GO): carbohydrate:proton symporter activity
Source: RefSeq, a predicted model, not a curated record
AUGUCGGAAAUUGAUGUAAAGAUAAGUGACAUCCAAGAGAUCGAGAGUUGCGAGAAUGCCACAACCGGCAAUGAUCAGCGCGCCCGACGUCCAGAGCAUAAAUUGACCAUUGCCGAAAUCUGGAAGAGUCACAAACUCGUUAUCUGGUGGUGCUUUUACUGGGCCAUGGCCGCAGUGGGUUGGGGCUUUGAUGCUCAAAUCAACGGCGCUAUGAUCUCCGUUCCGUCUUUUCGACGUGAUUUUGGAUAUACUGUCGAUGGAGAAGCCAUUCUCCCUGCCAAUUGGCAAUCUGCAUUCAACGUCAUUGGCACCGUUGGCCAAUUUUUCGGUGGCUUCAUAUGCAGCUGGCUGGCAGACAGGAUUGGUCGCAAGAGCUCUCUCUUCAUUGGUGCCAUAGUCUGCAGUGGUGGCUGCAUUGGCGAGAUUUUCUCUUCUACUCGCCCAGCCUUCCUGGGAUCCAAGCUCGUAUUUGGCGUCGGCCUGGGUUUCUAUCUUAGCCUGGCGCCCAUGAUGUCUGGCGAGCUUGCUCCCGUCGCCCUUCGAGGCAUUGCAACUGCUGGAGUAAAUCUUGGAAUCGCCAUUGGUCAGCUCAUAUCCAACUCUGUGGUCAAAGUUUUUGGAGAGAGAGAUGAUCGAUGGGCGUACCGUGGGCCUUUUGCAACACAGAUCUUCUUCGCUCUAUUCCUUCUUGUGUUUCUACCCCUAUCUCCAGAAAGUCCAUGGUAUCUUGUUCGGGUCAAUAAGAUAGAAAAAGCGAAAAAAGUCAUUGCAAGACUUUACGGCGAGAAUGACGCAAUCAGCACACUGGCAGAAAUUGAGGACACCAUCCGACAUGAGGAGCUCCAGGGAACCAAGAAGGCAAGAUUCAUUGACUGCUUUAAGCAAACUAAUAAAAUUCGUACCGGUAUCUCAACUGGAGUUUUCCUAUGUCAACAUUUGGUCGGCAUCAUCUUCGUCCUUGGCUAUUCGACAUACUUCUUCCAGCUAGCCGGCCUUGACGUGUCCAAUUCAUUUGAUCUUGGGGUUGGUGUCACGGCCUGCGGCGUCAUUGGUAACAUUGUUAGCUGGUUUAUCGUCGAGCGUUAUGGUCGCCGGAAGCUCUUUCUGUCCGGCAUGGUUACCCUCACGGCCCUACUUCUACUGAUUGGCAUAAUGGACGUUGUCCCAAAUCAAGCUGCGAAGUGGGUCCAGGCCGCUAGCACUGUUAUUUACGCAUUCGUCUAUUUUCUCACCAUUGGUGCGGUGGCCUUUACUAUCCUUGGUGAGGCAUCAAGUACAGUUUUACGCGCAAAGACAAUUUCUCUUGCGACCGCAACACAGGCUCUUUGUGGCUUAGCUAUGAGCUUUGCUAUCCCGUAUAUGGUCAAUCCAGAUAAAGGGAAUUUGAGAGGGAAAGUUGGGUUCAUAUUUGGAGGAUUGGCCAUAAUUGGUACCAUUGGAAGCUGGGUGUAUGUGCCAGAACUUAAAGGGAAGACGUUCAGUGAGAUUGACCAUCUCUUCACAGAGAAAGUACCUCCUCGGAAAAUGGGCCGUUAUUAG